Molecule: messenger RNA, 959 nt
Organism: Homalodisca vitripennis (glassy-winged sharpshooter)
Lineage: Eukaryota; Metazoa; Arthropoda; Insecta; Hemiptera; Cicadellidae
Product: putative phospholipase B-like 1
Exons: 2
Coding region: 60-425 (121 amino acids)
Biological process (GO): phospholipid catabolic process
Cellular component (GO): extracellular region
Molecular function (GO): glycerophospholipase activity
Source: RefSeq, a predicted model, not a curated record
AGUGCCCAAGAGCUCGGAUAUUCAAGAGGGACCAUGAGAAGGUAUUGAAUGCCCACACGAUGAUGCAAUUGAUGCGAUCUAACGACUUCCAACACGACCCCUUGUCUCGGUGCAACUGCAGUCCACCCUAUAGCGCUGAGAACGCAAUUGCUGCAAGGAACGACCUCAACUUGAUCAACGGUACGUAUCCGUUCCCUGCUUUGAGCCACCGCUCAUACGGAGCCAUCGACGCCAAAGUUACCAGCUACAAACUGUCCCAGAGCUUGAGCCUGUGGGCUGUCAGCGGCCCUAGCACCGGGGCUCACCUCCCACCCUUCCGGUGGAGCACUUCCGACUUCAACCGUAGUCUGCCUCACCGUGGACACCCCGACUUGUUCAACUUCCAGCCCGUUCUCCUUCUCCUGGCCAUCCCAACAACGGACUGACUGAUUUCCUACUUUUGUACCUUUAUGUAAAUCAUGGGAUAUAAUGACUUACAUAACGUUUUUUUUUAAAUAAAAAAUAUCACUGGGGUGUAUCUAAACAUAUCAAUCUUCUCCAGGAGCUCUAAAUCCCUAAUUAAAGGUCUACCUUUCUACCCCUUCCAUCCCUUUCCCAUACUUAAGCCACCCAACUUUUCUUUUAGUUAGUUACAAUAAUAGUUUAUUGAAAGGUAGAUGACGGGUCAACAAGAUUUUACAUUGGAGAAUUAACUUGCUGGAAUCUUUUGAUCAGUGGCAAUGUAUGUGGUAACUAAGAAAUUAAAUCUGUUGUAACUUGCUUUUUCUUGCACAACCAACCACUGGCCAUUCAGUAAUAUGUGAAAUGAAAUAGAAAGUAGUAGAUAAUUUACACCCAACGCAUAUUUUCAAGUGAAUAACAUCAGUACCAAAUGUAAAUGGUCAUGUAAGAGAAGCCGAAAAAGUACUUGUUUGAUUUUGGCAAAAUGCACAAGUGAGAAGAACCUACAGGGUACAAAG